Messenger RNA from Scylla paramamosain (green mud crab), 2419 nucleotides. RefSeq names its product ankyrin repeat domain-containing protein 6-like. Gene Ontology annotation, molecular function: protein binding. The record is from RefSeq and is a predicted model, not a curated record. The transcript has 12 exons. Lineage: Eukaryota; Metazoa; Arthropoda; Malacostraca; Decapoda; Portunidae. Bases 115 to 2211 code for a protein of 698 amino acids.
UCAUACACACGCAUACACAAUCUUAUCAUCCUUAUCUAACUCCUCUCUUCCUCCUCUCCUCCUCUUAGUUAGCGGUGGUGUGUGUGUGUGUGUGUGUGGUGGUGCGUGGUGGUGAUGGCGCCCUACAGUGAUGCUGACAGAAGGCUGGUGUCAUGCGCGCAGGCGGGGGAUGGGGCGGGGGUACGGGCGGCGCUGCGGGGCGGGGCGAGUCACCACUUGCCGGGACCCGAGGGACGCCUGCCCCUUCACGUGGCAGCGGCGGCAGGUCACGCGGACGCCAUCACGGGACUGCUGCAGGCUGGUGCUGACCUGCACGCCCCCAGCGGCAUGACCAGGGAUGACGGAGGGCAGGCGAUGCACCUGGCGGCGGAAGGUGGCCACGUGGAGGCCCUCAGACUGCUGGCGGCUGCGGGGGCUCCUCUGGAUGGCACGGAUGACAAAGGUCGAACAGCGGUGCACUGGGCUGCGUUAAGAGGUCAGCAGGAGGCGCUCGUGACCUUGCAUACCCUCGGCUGUGACCUUCACGCCCUGGACGGAGGUCAUGCUAACGCCCUGCACUUCGCUGCGGCCUCUGGGUCACUGGAGACUGUGCGCUGGCUGGUGGAGGUCGCAGGCGUCUCCGUGACCCAGACUGACCACAAUGAUAGGUCACCAUACUUCGUGGCCAAGAGGAAGGGUCAUAAGAACAUGUUGGGCUUUUUAAAGCAAGCACAGGAGAAAGAGCAGAGUCAGCAGUCGGCACACCACCGUCAGCACAGUCAGCCGGGCCCCUCAGCUUGGGUGUACAAUCAGCCCGAGAGUCAGCACCACUCAUCACCCUGGAGAGGAAGUCAGCGCAGCCACCACGCCCCAGUAACCCGCGCCAAAAGUCAGGACCUGUCAGCAUUGGGUCAGCAGCAGCAGAAUCAGCAGAACUAUCCACCACGGCCUAAAAGUCAGCACGGGUUGCCAGCACCCAGUCAGCACCAAGUUGUGUCUCAUGUUCACAGUUACCCAGAGUCACCAAGCAGGGAUUCGAGUCAGCGUGGCUCCCUCUCAAGUCAGAAGAGUCAACAGCAGAUUGUGUCUCGUCAGCAGGAGUCACCAAGUUGGGAUUCAAGUCAGCAGAAUCAGCACAAGGCCGUGACUCGUGUUUAUAGUCAGCCUGAGUCAGCAAGUUGGAAUUCAAGUCAGCAUGGGUCCUUAUCGCGUCAGCAUAGCCAGCGGAGCACGUCAGCAUGGGUGGAGAGUCAGCAGGAGCGUCAGCAGCUGCAGCUAGAGGGGGAGGAGCCGCGGUCAGCACUCACGCUCCUGACUCAGCAGAAUCAAGACUACAGGAGAAGGAUUGCGCAGCUGGAGGAGCAGGAGGCACAGGCGCGGCAGAGGACAACAGCUGACCAGACCUCCCUUGCUCAGCUCAGGAAGGAGGUGGAGAGGCUCACGGGGAUCCUACAGAGUGAGGGUCGGGAGGCGGCCAGCGUGGAGGAGGUAGCGGCACUGCGGGAGGAGGUGCACCAUCUCAAUUUCUUGCUAGAGGACACGGGGAGGCGCGCCCUAGCCACACAGGAGACGCAGCAGCGGAAAAUUGAUGGUCUUAGGAGUCAGGAGGGGCUAAACCAGAAGACCGUGGCGGAGCUGACGAAGAGAUUGACGCUGGCUGAGGAGAGCAACGCGGCCAUGAUGGCUGAGGCGAGAGACAGAGAGAGAAGCGAGACACUGCUGAGAGGCGAGGUGGACAGAUUGAAAUUGAGUCUGUCCGCUGCUCCAAAACCCGAAGCAUUUGCACAACUGCAGGCGCGGGCGAACAGACUGAGUGAACAGGACGCCCUUCACCGGCAGGCCAUCCUUGCCCUGCGCAGACAGCUGGAGGCAACCCGCGCCCCCUCCCCCGUCCCCCGGCCAAGCCCCCAGCCUACCCCUGCCACGGCGCCGGAACAGAGAAAGCUGCGGGAGGCGAUGCUGCAGGCUGAGAAGAGCAGGGAGGAGGCUGCCGCGCUCUCGGCCAAGUUGCAAGCCACGCAGGACAGACUGGCUGAGGCUGACAGGCUGGCUAACGCUUAUAAGCGGCAGUUGGGAGAGUGCGAGAGAGAGCUGCGGGAGGAGCGGGAGAGGGCGGCCCAGUUGGUAGCGGCGCUGCAGGAGGAGGUGGCGGAGCUGAGGGGAAGAAUGGAGGCGGUGAAGAAAAGGGCUGUGGCUUCCCUCACCCGCGCCCCGUCCUCCUCCGACGCCUGAGAGAGAGAGAGAGAGAGCAUAAUUCCUUUUAUUGUGGAGAUAGUAAUACAGUUGUUGUUGUUGUUGUUGUUGUUAUUAUUAUUAUUAGGACAAACUCAAACGAUCAAUUUCUAACUAGAUUUCUUCUUUAUAGAAUUAGUUUACAGAUGUAAGCAGUAGUCUCGUAAAUUACUUUGUCACAUCUACAACAAUAAAUCUGCCAAUCACA